AUGGACUCCUCGGACCUAGAAAGCUUCUUCGGCCGUCAAUGGAAAGCAACCAUCGAGCAGUGCGAGAAAUCACUGGAGCCAGAUGACUUGAGGCAGGUAAAAUCGAUCACCUCCUGGGAUUCGAUGCAGAAAUAUGUGUGGGGAUCGGCAGACACAGGCGCUGGCGUAGUGGUUCCAUAUGAGAUUGCUUUGAUCAAACCAACGCUUGGCCACCUCUAUAAGUUUACACAAAUAUUCGAGACUCAGUUGGCCCCAAUUCUCCAAGCUGAUUUCUUUUGGGGCAUCAUCGGCGUCCUACUCCAGCUUACUACUCAAGAUCCGCAAGCGCUCUCCAAAAUUCCACGGAUGUUGAAGUCUCUUGGAUAUAAAGCAGAGGCCUUCACAGGCUACUAUGUCGCGCUGAGGGACAAUCCGGAACAAAUAAAAGAAGCAUGCUUUGAUAUUCAGAUUCAGCUAGUGGAAUUUUUCACUAGCGCGGUGAAGUCUAUGCGUGGCGAGGAAGAGGUAAUGCGUCAUGAUAGACGAGACGAGGAUAGUCGUGACCGACAAAAUGACCCAUGGCUGCUGCUUCAGCGCCGAUUUACCUCUACAAACCAGGAGCUCAUUGAAACUGUUGCGCGAGUCGAAAAGUUGAUUGCGGCACGUCUCCCAGGUCCAGAUCACCACAGCUCCCCGGACCCAGCAACACUUGCGCAGCAAUUUCGUUGCAUGAUACUGCCAAGCAGAAAGACGCCCCGAUUUUUCGACAGAGUCGAGACUUUUGAGAAAAUCGAUCAGGUCUUAGGUCGGGUGGGAUCAAACACAUCUUUCCAAUCCAUUGCUAUCUUUGGUCUAGGUGGGAUUGGCAAGAGCUCGAUUGCAGCACGAUAUAUUGAGCAAAAGAUUGAGAGGAACGAAUACGAAGCUGUGUUUUGGGUCUAUGGCGAGAAGACAGCCUCUUUACGACAGAGCUUCACAGAUAUUGCAAUGCGCUUGAAGUUACCGGGGGCGCAACCCAACUUGCACAACGAGAAUUUGAUCCUUGUCCAGAAUUGGUUCCAGACGACUGACUGUAGAUGGCUAGUGGUCUACGACAAUGUCGAGUCUGCCGAUCUAUUGAUGCCAUACUGGCCGGAGGCCAGUCAUGGAAAGGCAAUUAUCACCACCCGCAACCAUUCUUUGGCAUACGAGCCUGCCACUUCUGGUCUGGAAAUAACCUCAUGGGACGCGAAAAUGGGCUCCGAGUUUCUGCUAUUCCUGUUGAAACGCAAUAUAGGUAGUGACAUCCAAGUGGAGGGUGAUUCGGCAAUUGAACUUUCCCAGAAACUGAGUGGUCAUGCAUUGGCCAUCUCGCACAUGGCCGGAUUGAUUCAUCGCCGAUCGUGGUCUAUUGCUGAAUUCAUGCAAAUCUAUUUGAAGAACCCAAAACGGGCUCACCAAUCUGAGCUACAGGCUGUGUGGGAUCUCUCAUUUGCCACUCUGGGGAAGGAUAGCCGGGUAUUCUUAGGAAUUGCGUCAUUCUUGGUAUCUGAGAAAAUUCCACAGCUGCUCUUUGAUCUUGCUGAAGAUAGCGAUCUGCCAGAAGAUCUUGAGUUUUGUACCGACGAGUUCAGUUUCUCGGAGGCAACAGAGCCCCUCCUUACCCUUGCUUUGAUCAAACGUGACAGAGAUGCUCGUGUAUUUUCUUGCCAUCGGAUGGUGCAGACUCAAUUUAGAUAUUUCCUCUCUCUUGAUGAGCGACAGAAAGCUUUCGCCAACGCAACCGCGAUCGUGUAUCAGUGGACUGGGUGCAAUCGUUGCCUUCAACACGUUCUCAGUCUUGUGGAUAAGUUCAAGGAAGAGCGGCGAGUCUCGAAGAAUUUCAGGGUAUCAUCGCUAUUUUGUGAGCUUCUUAAGGAUUGUCAGAGAUAUCUCUACGAGAUCAACGCACUCAAGGAUCUUGAAGACGUGUGUGAAGUGAAUAUGCUGGCUGUGGAAGCACUUGAGGAUAAAGAAAAGGCCACUGAUAUCGCCGCUUGGACGCUAUCCCUUCAAGCCAGCAUGUACGAGAGCACGGGAAAGGUGCAAAAUGCAAUUGAGCUCAACACCAAGGGUUACGAAAUGCGAUUGCAUGAAAUUCCGUUGAAAGGCGGACUUCUCGGCGGAUUUGAGCAGAACCUGGCUUACAAUUAUAACACGGCCAAUAAUCAUGAGAUGGCCUUGAUAUGGUUUGAAAAGUCGAAGGAUACAUGGAUUGCCUGGAAUGUCAAGGAGGGGAGGGGAAUUUGUUGGCCGACGGUGACGAAGAAGAAUAUGGCCAGGUGUUUGAUGUAUCUUGGUCAAUAUGACAAGGCGCAAGAAUUGCUUGACAUUUCAAUCACCGAGUUCAAGCAGGAACUACCGCUUAACUGGGCAAUGCUGGCUUACGCAUACUUUGUCUUGGGACUGCUUGAGCGUCGAAGAAAUAGCUUCGAGGCGGCAGAAGCAAAUUUUAUCGAGGCACAUAAUCUGUGGCUUAAAGGGGACCAGACAAAAUUGCAUCCUUUCAACGCCGGAUGCUUAUACAAAACGGGGGUGGUAUGUCUUGAUCAGGGGAAAGUGGAGGCAGCUGUCAAACAUCUGCGUGAAUCUCUCGAGAUUACCAAGUUCCAUGCCGACAUAAUGCCUGUUGAGCAUGCGCGGGGGCUUUUCAAGCUGUCCGAAGCACUGCUUCAGGAUUCGUAUGAUAACGACGAGGCGAGGAAAUUGCGAGACGAGGCGGAGCUCUAUCUAUUAAGGAAGGACUCGCAGGCGGUGGAAUUUGGAAAAGAAGGAGAUUAUGACCAGUGGGUGCCAAUAUUCUGGCGAUAA
Penicillium roqueforti is the source of this 2808-nucleotide messenger RNA. RefSeq lists its product as uncharacterized. The transcript is spliced from 10 exons. Bases 1 to 2808 code for a protein of 935 amino acids. Gene Ontology annotation, molecular function: ADP binding; protein binding. The record is from RefSeq and is a predicted model, not a curated record. Lineage: Eukaryota; Fungi; Ascomycota; Eurotiomycetes; Eurotiales; Aspergillaceae.